This is a messenger RNA of Lutra lutra (Eurasian river otter), 616 nucleotides long. It is a transcript of the gene CNTF, whose product is annotated as ciliary neurotrophic factor. Gene Ontology annotation, cellular component: axon. The transcript has 2 exons. Gene Ontology annotation, biological process: positive regulation of tyrosine phosphorylation of STAT protein; positive regulation of axon regeneration; negative regulation of neuron apoptotic process. Gene Ontology annotation, molecular function: cytokine activity; growth factor activity; ciliary neurotrophic factor receptor binding. The record is from RefSeq and is a predicted model, not a curated record. The coding region runs from base 1 to 603 and encodes 200 amino acids. NCBI's taxonomy places the organism in Eukaryota, Metazoa, Chordata, Mammalia, Carnivora, Mustelidae.
AUGGCUUUUGCAGAGCACUCACCGCUGACCCCUCACCGCCGGGACCUCUGUAGCCGCUCUAUCUGGCUAGCAAGGAAGAUUCGUUCAGACCUGACUGCUCUUUUGGAAUCUUAUAUGAAGCAUCAGGGCCUGAACGAGAACAUAAACCUGGACUCUGUGGAUGGCGUGCCAGUGGCAAGCACUGAUCGGUGGAGUGAGCUGACUGAGGCAGAGCGACUCCAAGAGAACCUCCAAGCUUAUCGUGCCUUCCAUGCUAUGUUGGCCAGGCUUUUAGAAGACCAGCAGGUACAUUUUACUCCAGCUGAAGGGGAUUUCCAUCAAGCAAUACAUACCAUCCUGCUCCAAGUUGCUGCCUUUGCUUACCAGCUGGAGGAAUUAAUGAUGCUCUUGGAACACAAGAUUCCCCCCAACGAGGCUGAUGGGAUGCCCAUGAUUGGUGGAGAUGGUGGUCUCUUCGAGAAGAAGCUGUGGGGCCUAAAGGUGUUGCGAGAGCUUUCACAGUGGACAGUGAGAUCUAUCCAUGACCUUCGAGUCAUUUCUUCUCAUCAGACUGGGAUUCCAACACAUGGCAGCCAUUAUAUUGCUAAUGACAAGAAAAUAUAGUAAUUAUCCCCUC